This is a messenger RNA of Peronospora matthiolae, 231 nucleotides long. NCBI's taxonomy places the organism in Eukaryota, Oomycota, Peronosporomycetes, Peronosporales, Peronosporaceae. The record is from the annotation of a GenBank genome assembly.
AUGAGAAGUGCAGAUAUCUCGUGGUCCAAGUUGAACAAAGCAACACGACGGCAUCGAGCUGAUACCGAUGACUCGAGGCGAUAUGGUCCCGACUCGCUCUAUACCGUGACAAAGAUUCACACGGUCGAACAGAGAGUGCAUCUCGCACGAGCCAUUGCCAACCUCAAUAUCAUCUGCGUUGCGCGGCACUUCUGGCCCCCUACAGUCACUAAACCAAGCUUCUCGGCCUGA